Trichobilharzia szidati is the source of this 815-nucleotide messenger RNA. The record is from the annotation of a GenBank genome assembly. NCBI's taxonomy places the organism in Eukaryota, Metazoa, Platyhelminthes, Trematoda, Strigeidida, Schistosomatidae.
AUGAUGUCUCACAAUUAUCCACAAAAUCCAGUGAGCUACAGCAUGAUUAACGCUUGUUUACAAUCCAACCUUCUCCAUUAUUCCCCUCUCUCAGAUAUUCGACGAGCGCUGGAAGAAGUGAAUAAUAAAACUAACCAAUAUGAAGAACUUUCUCAAAGUACACUCUUCACUAUCGGCGGUCUCUUGUCGUCUGCAUCAUCGAUUCAAAGGCGAAUCAGUCAACAAUUAGAUGAUCAAGACAUGCAGGUUCAAACGUAUGUUCGAUGUGAAAUGCAACACUAUUCGAAAAUCAAUCAGCCUGGGAUGUAUAAACGCGUUAUAGCAGCGAUCGAAAAUUUGACAAGAAGAUUUGGAGUACUACGUAGAAAAUACACUACAAAUGUGGACCAAUAUAAAGCUUUACUACGUCAACUUGAAGAUGAAAUAAGGAAUGGUGAAAGGAACGUCAGUAGUGCUGUUACACAACCAUCUACAAACGAACAAGCUCCAAUUCGUCAUGAAUGUCGCUACAGUGUAAUUUCGAGACGACAGAGUUCAGAAGCUCCAAUUCGUCAUGAAUGUCGCUACAGUGUAAUUUCGAGACGACAGAGUUCAGGUACCGCGUACAAUCUCUCAAAUAUUCAGCAUAACACUACUGUCAAUCCAGAUACAACGACAGCUGAACCAACAACAACAGCAACAACACAAGUAAUUAUCGAAUUGUUCCAAGAAAUGUCACAGUAUCUACUGAGCAAAAUAGUAUACUGAUGCGAUUACUUAUUGGUACUCAGUGAAAAACACGAAAAAUUAAUGCUACAACUCGGACGGAAACUGUG